Messenger RNA from Glycine soja, 1888 nucleotides. Its product is annotated as probable protein phosphatase 2C 27. The coding region runs from base 529 to 1686 and encodes 385 amino acids. Gene Ontology annotation, biological process: protein dephosphorylation. Gene Ontology annotation, molecular function: protein serine/threonine phosphatase activity; cation binding. The record is from RefSeq and is a predicted model, not a curated record. The transcript is spliced from 4 exons. Lineage: Eukaryota; Viridiplantae; Streptophyta; Magnoliopsida; Fabales; Fabaceae.
CUUCUACCCUGGGUUUGGUUUGUUAGAGCAAUCGUUUUAGGUUUCCCUCCUUUCCUUCCUUCAUCGUCACCAUCUCCAAGACAACACGAGAUUUGUUAUUUUUGAGGUUAGGUUAGGUGGCUCACUCCUUUCCUCGCCUGUGGACGUGGACGCUUCUUUCAACCACAAUUUCCAUUUCUAAUGUGAAAAAUUAGCAUCAAUUUAAUUUAUUGUUUUCCAUGUCCUCCUUCCUUUACCUGAUCCCAAUUAUUACAACUCAAUACUGUGUUCUAAUCUAAGACUUGGUCGUCUUUUACAUCUUUAUUAGAAUAUUGAGUUAAUUGGAUCCAAUCAUUCCUUGGUACCUUCUAUUUUCAAUACCCAAUUCAGUUAGAAUUCACGUACCUAAAGGAUCCAAACAUUUCACUGUGGAUUUCUUGAGCCCCGUCGUACCUUUACUGGGACCCUAAUAACUGUUCACUUUAUGAUCUACACUAUUACACAUAAUUGUGGAAAAAGUUUCUUUUUUUAGUGGUUAUUGGUUUUUAUAUGCAUGAUUUGGGAGCUACUAUGCCUGUGGGAAUGGAUUUUCCUCCUCCGUUUACUAUGUUAGAGGACAAAGACAGUGCAUUUGUGGUGGAUGAUCAGAAAUCAGGGGAUAUAAAACCAAUGACAAAGGGUAAGCCUCCACGCCAUGCUUCGGGUUUGAGGCACAGCGUUAGCACCACCAGAUUGCUGGCUGUAGCAGAUUUGAGUUUGGAUGUGGGGGUUACUGGGAGCAAGUCAUCUUCUGAAGAAAAGACGGAGUUUCUACCAAUAUUUCGGUCAGGAAGCUGCGCCGAAAGAGGACCUAAACAAUAUAUGGAAGACGAACACAUAUGUAUAGAUAAUCUUAUUCAGCAUAUAGGUCCUGCUUCAACUAUUCCUUUACCUGGAGCUUUUUAUGGGGUGUUUGAUGGUCAUGGGGGUACAGAUGCGGCUUUGUUCAUACGAAAUAACAUCCUCAGAUUCAUAGUUGAGGACUCCCAUUUUCCAACUUGUGUGGGGGAGGCAAUUACAAGUGCGUUUCUAAAAGCCGAUUUUGCAUUUGCAGAUUCUAGUUCGCUUGAUAUCUCUUCUGGCACCACUGCUUUAACUGCCCUUGUAUUUGGAAGGACCAUGAUAGUUGCCAAUGCUGGGGAUUGUCGAGCUGUACUGGGGAGGCGAGGUAGAGCAAUUGAGAUGUCAAAAGACCAGAAGCCAGAUUGCAUUUCGGAGAGGCUAAGGAUUGAGAAACUUGGUGGAGUGGUAUACGAUGGAUACUUGAAUGGCCAGUUAUCUGUUUCCCGUGCCUUAGGAGACUGGCACAUGAAGGGUUCCAAGGGUUCUGCCUGCCCCUUGAGUGCUGAGCCAGAGCUGCAGGAAAUCAACCUGACCGAGGAUGAUGAGUUCUUGAUUAUGGGCUGCGACGGCCUAUGGGAUGUAAUGAGUAACCAAUGUGCUGUAACCAUGGCAAGGAAAGAAUUGAUGAUACAUAAUGAUCCUCAAAGGUGUUCUAGAGAGCUGGUCAGAGAGGCUCUUAAGCGUAACUCGUGCGAUAAUUUGACAGUUAUCGUGAUAUGUUUCUCCCCAGAUCCUCCUCCUAGGAUAGAGACACCUCCUUCUCGAGUCAGGAGGAGUAUAUCAGCAGAAGGCCUCAAUUUACUUAAGGAUGUAUUGGACUGUUAGUGUUAGCUCGUGAUGGUUGUUUUGAGGUUUAGAAAGGAUGGAUAUUGUUGUGCGUAUAAAAUUAUUAUCGAUUAUUGAUGUCGAGGUUGCUGGAGCCACUGCUGUCCCAUACAUUUCAACCUUAUUUUAUUUGUUCACCUUUGACCUUCCUAACAUAACUUGGAACUGUUUUGUUGUACAUAGCAUUUCAUUAGUUUCUUCA